Betta splendens (Siamese fighting fish) is the source of this 5550-nucleotide messenger RNA. RefSeq names its product zinc finger protein Eos-like. The transcript has 8 exons. Bases 343 to 2109 code for a protein of 588 amino acids. Gene Ontology annotation, biological process: regulation of transcription by RNA polymerase II. Gene Ontology annotation, molecular function: RNA polymerase II cis-regulatory region sequence-specific DNA binding; DNA-binding transcription factor activity. NCBI's taxonomy places the organism in Eukaryota, Metazoa, Chordata, Actinopteri, Anabantiformes, Osphronemidae. The record is from RefSeq and is a predicted model, not a curated record.
UGGGUUUAGCUAAUGUGGCUUACGGUGAUUUCCAUCACAUGUAGUAAGCUAGCGUUAACAUUAGCCACAAAGGCCGAGACGUAAACUUUACCCCAGCGCCAGCUUGUAAAUCUGGCACUGUUAAAAGCUACGCGUUAAAAUCUGGAUUGCAUACGAGCCAUCUCAAACCUGGCCAGCUUUAGAAUUGCUAAACAUUAAGUUAGCACCUUGUCAGUUUUGUCAUGAGUCAGCUAGUCGUUAACGGUAGUUGACUAAUGGCAUUACCUGAUAUGUAGCUGCUAAGGAGGCGCUAAUUUAGAUGCUACUAUUUUUCUCGUGCUAAUCGUUAACCUGCUUCAACUAAUGUAUUUAGCUGGAGCUAGUAUGGAUGUUGAGGACUGCAAUGGCCGGUCUUACAUAUCAGGUAGUGGAGAUUCAUCAAUUGAAAGGGACUUUUCUGGGGCCCUUGGAGGUCCAACAGUGAGCACUCCCAACAGCAAGGAGGCCUCUCCUAGUCGCUCUCUUAGUGGUCAGUUGGAAAAUAAAUCUAACUCCAUAAAGGUGGAAUUGUACAGUGAUGAAGACAUUGGUCGUGGUGCUGAAGAAGAAAGAGGGGAACGGCAAGAGGAAGGAGCACCAGAACAGGGAUCUGAAGGUGUUGGGAGCUACAGGGAACUCACCAAUUCUGAAACCAUGCCAGCUGGAGCCACCAGACUGCCAAAUGGAAAGCUCAAGUGUGACAUCUGUGGAAUGAUCUGCAUUGGGCCCAAUGUUCUCAUGGUACACAAACGCAGCCAUACAGGCGAGCGACCAUUCCAAUGUAAUCAGUGUGGCGCCUCCUUCACUCAAAAGGGUAACUUGCUCCGCCACAUCAAGCUGCACUCAGGGGAGAAACCUUUUAAAUGUCCUUUCUGCAGCUAUGCCUGUCGAAGAAGAGAUGCCCUUACGGGCCAUCUUCGCACUCAUGCAGUGUCCUCUUCAACUGUAGGAAAGCCAUACAAGUGCAGUUAUUGUGGUCGUAGUUACAAACAGCAGAGCACCCUGGAGGAGCACCGUGAGCGCUGCCACAGUUACUUACAGAGUCUGGAAUCCCAGCAGCCACCUAGUGCACAGAAUCCAGGAGAGGAGAUGAGAGAGUUAGAGUUUAUUCCAGACUCUCUACUGAUACCCUCCUCAGACAAGAUGGCACUUAUUGAUCGGCUGGCCAAUAGCAUCACCAAACGCAAGCGAUCCACACCACAAAAAUUUGUAGGACAGAAGCACAUACGUCUCAAUCUUGGAGAUGGACCUUAUGAGCUCAGUGCUGGCAUGGAUAAAGGUGGAGAGAUUCAUGCAGGGGAGCCUGAAGCACCACACUUUACUGGUCUGGCAGGAGAAUACACAGGUAUAGCAGGUAGUGGAGGAGGGCUGUCAGACACCCUGAGACCUCUACACCUUCCCACCACUCAUCCUUCAUGUUUGUCAGAACUGAGACCAGUCCACAGCUCCUCCCAUACCACCAUCCCUCUAGGCCCAAGGAUGGAUUGUACAGGAACAGGAGGUAGUCUGGGACCUGUGGGUGUAGGGGGAAGGGAAGCUGCAGAGGGUCAUGAAGACCUGCCUUCUGCUCAAAGUCAAGUCCCCUCACCCAGCAAUGGUUGCCAGGACUCUACAGAUACAGAAAGUAUGCCAGAUGACCCAUGCAACAGUACAGCUCCAACCCUGCACAGUAACAAUGGUCACUAUCUCCUCCACUCCAACAACCACAACCCAGCACCUCCUUCUAUUGCACAUCACAGAAGUCGAGACAGACACAGUCCCAGCCACGCCAAAGACAGGGAGGCGGACAGAGAGGAUGGAGGCCACUCAGCCCCCCCACCACCUGCUCUCGCUCCAACUUCUAGUUCACCUACAGCACCGUCCUCCACCUCCAGGGAGGCCUUUCGAGUUGUAGACGGAGAGGGGCGUGCUGUGCGCUCUUUUCGGUGUGAGCACUGCCGUGUGCUUUUUCUGGACCAUGUCAUGUUUACCAUCCACAUGGGCUGCCAUGGUUUUCGCCAGCCUUUUGAGUGUAACAUCUGUGGCCACCGCUGCCAAGAUCGUUAUGAAUUUUCUUCACACAUCGUCCGUGGAGAGCACAUCCUUGACUGAGUAUGAAGUGUGGACAAACCGCUUCAUUUGUUUUUACAUUAAAACAUCGACCUAGCUGGGUUUGGUCUGCACUUGAGCUAAAGGGUAAAUUGAUGAAACUAAAACAGGAACUGGAGCAGUAGGAAUGUACCAGGAUUAAUAGAGGCUCAUAACAUGCACUUUGAACACCUCAUCUCUGUCAAUUGCACUUUUAUUUGGAUGUAUACUAAAGUAGAUAAGGAGCAGUGCACCUUUCCAUUUGCAGAUGUGCCUUGCUCAGAAAUUCAGGAUUCAAACCUGUUGCUAAAAUUGUUAAAUAAAUCAGAUUUUUGUUCAUAUCAAAAUAAUUAUGACUUGUGCACUUUAAGAGAAAUAUACAAAGAUAAAUGUGAAGUUAAUGGGCUUGCCUACAGUGGACGUAGUGGACUCGUAGUGGGGCUUCCCUCUAAAAGCACUUUUACAGCCACAUGAUUCUCUAACAAAUGUUAUAUUCUGUAAAGGUUUUCCAGUUUGUCUUCAAUUCUGUAAAAUAAAUCAGUAAAAUAUGAAGUGCAGACCAAACUUUAAAUCCAGAUCUAGGUUAAAUAGAUAUGUUUGAGAGGUUGUCUACAAUUAGAAAUGCACUUUUAUUUUUAACUGGACCGGGGUUGAUUAAUCUGAAUGUGUGUAGGUUUGAUUGAUGAAAUCUAUAUAUAUCUAUAUGUAGAUAUAGAUAGAAUUAAUGAGAGAGAUGUGAAAGACCCUGUGUUUUUGGAAGUAAUUUGAAUAAGUGAACAAUGAAGGCCUUUAUCUGUGUGAAUGCUGUGAGCGCAGUGUGUGAAUAUGUUUGUUUUCCUUUUCUAAUUUUGAUUGCUUUUGUUGCACGAGUACCUGCCAGAAUACUAUGAAUAUAUUAAACUAUUUUAUAGAAUACACAAAUGACCUGCACAUUUGUCAAAUGUGAGGAAUUUUUUUUUCUCAGUAUCACUGCCACAAUUUAGAGCAAAUGUCCUCAACAUUUUCCUUUUUUGACUACAUCAAACUGCAAACCAACACUAAUCUAUUUAUGAUAUAUAGGCGUUUUCUUGUUGGUAUGUGCCUUUUUUUUGCCCUAGUCACACUGGGUUGAUAGACGUGCGUUAAUACUUCUCAUGUCUUGAAACAAACGUGGUCGGUGUGGUGGUGCACUGGUUAGCGCGCUUGUACAUAUGUGGCCCUGUGAUGGACUGGUGACCUGUCCAGGGUGAACCCUGCCUCCCGCCCGAUUGUAAGCUGGGAUUGGCUCCAGGAUGCCCACGACCCUUACGAGGAAUGAGCGGCCGUGAGUGAGUGAGUGAGUGAGUGAGUGAGUGAGUGAGUGAGUGAGUGAGUGAGUGAGUGGUUGCAAUGUGUAGGGUCAGUUUUGAAUUAUAUGUUAAGACCUCCACAGUUAUCAUAUAUUGACUCAGUUACCAGCUGGCAACCUUUUAAUCCCAGAAUGUGUAGGGUUCAUUUUUUAAUGAAGUAUUGCAGAAGUACCAAAACUAAUGAAUAAAAGGCUGAAUGUGCAUAGAAUUUGACAUGAAGGAGAGCAGUGGUAGUUUAUUGUGUCCUCACAGGUUAAAUACCAAAAAGGGGUUUUAGCACCGUGUUGUUGAAAUAUUUUGAGACCACAGCCACUAGUAGUAACAGUAGAGGGAACAUGGUGUUUCUUUAGCUUUUUGGGCUCUGGAGUACUAACCUUGAUACUGGUCGAUCAGUGUAAAUGGCACUACACAAUAGAAUUAAUUACGAUUGAAGACCGCACCCCAAAUGGUGGGCCCAAAAGGUUUUAAAAGCAGUUUUCUCGACAAUGGUCUCUUACACCUAGUCAGGAGAAAUGUCAGUCAACUCUCAGCUAAUGAUUCUGGUCAUGUUUAAGCAGUGAAGAUAGUUAGAGAAAACUGGUGCAUUGAUAUCAAAUCAGUUGAGAUUAAGAUGUUCCCCAACUUCACAAGAAUUCAUAUUUUGAUAUUUGAUUAAAUCGUUUUAGCUUUAUUAAUGCUCUUCUUUUUGUGCAAAAUUCACUGAACCAUUCAUCUUUUGUUUUAGUGAUGUGAAAGAUUCAGUUUUUAGUUAUGUCAUGUGCUGCUCAAUCCUGUAUGGAUUUUCAGAGAACUUAAGUAAUGGUGUAAAUGUGCAGAAACGUUGAAAUAUUGUUUAUAUGAAGAUGAAUAAAACAUACUUGGUUUAUACAUUGUUUUUACACUAGAUUAACGUGAGUAUGGUUCUGUAGCACCAAAUAAUGGUUCCCUCAUGACAGAACCUGACACAACAACUUCCCAGUGUUAACCACUUUACCCUAUUAAGGUCAAAAUGAAAAAAACUGAAGUAUUUAUUCAUAUAGUAUAAAUUUAAAAGAAGUUAUUAAGUACAUCUCUUUAUUUCUGUCAUUAGAACCUGAAGUAGCUGAUCAUAUUGUCUGGUUUCCUCUUGCUGAACAUAUUUAACACCCAUUUAAUUUAAGGAUGGAUUUUUUUUUUACCUUAAGUCACUUUUAUGUUACCUCAUAUUUCAGAUCUAAUUUAUUGGAUAGAUGGUUAAAAUAUUGACUCUGGUUACUAAUGUAUAAUUACAAAAACGUUCCUUUUUUGCAGAAAUUAAUCGAUCACCAGUAUCAAAGUACAUAAGCCUAGAUAGAUGGUUACAUGUUUGGUUACAAAGUGUUUGUUCAAAUGAAUGAUCUGUCUUGCCUUAAUCAGAGCACAGACUGUUAGCUGUUUUGUAAAUCUGUGAUGUAGUUUAAUUUUAAUGUCAAGCCUUUAACACCAGUUUGUUGUUUGUGUGAACAAAGCGAUGCUUUGACAAAUGAUUUACAUCUUAAAUCCUACCAUACUCUUUACUUUCUAAUGUUGGAAACACAAUUUAUCUUCAAAAAAUUUCUGAUUACACGUUUGAUUUUGCUAUUGUGCCUUCAGCCAGUCAUACAUAUUUUCUGAACAGCGAAAAUAGUCAUUUUUUACCCCCAAAGUAAUGCAAAUUACAAAAACUUAUAACUCACAUUCUGUGACCCUGGCCAGAACCUGUAAUGUUGACAGCUAGGACCCAAAGAUAACCUGGUUUUGACCUUUAGUGAUUAAUACUGUAGAUCAAGUGUAAUGUCAUGUUUAGUUUAACCAUAAGUAAAGAUAUGUUGCUUCUUUAUUCCUCUGCAGCACUGGCCAGUUACGUGCUGCUACACCUUGUGCAUGUAGUACUAGUGAUGUUUGCUCAAUCCACCCCCUUGUUACAUUAGUUUCAAGUUCUAAUUUAAACUAUAACUAUAGUUUCUAGCUGUGGGUUAUGUUUAGAUAUUUUCCUGUUGACUUUCCAACUCCUGUAAAAGGGCCGAUACUGCUUUAAACUAAAUGCAGCCUUUUAACUAUCAUAUGUAAUUAUGCAUUUACAUAAUUUGCUUGGAACUACUGUACGGUUUAUAUUGUAAACAUCUAUUCCAAAUAAAACACUUUACAGGUGUGUCUUUCA